AUUCCAUAAGCUACUCGUCGAACUCCCCGUUAUAUAUACAAUACAUACAUUAACCUUUUCCCCUUCCUUCCGUACACAAUUAAUUUACACCCAAUCAGAACAAAUUUUCGCAGAAUCUUUUUUUUUUCUCCAAACAAUGGUGAUUGCCUCUUCAAAUUCCGUUUUUGGUGCAAAAAUAUCACCUCCUUUUGGAACAAGUUCAUCAAGUUUUGGAGGAUUUCAGGGCAAUGCGUCGACUUUUAGUUUCGGUAACCGAAUUAGAGGAAGUGCGGUGCAACCGUAUUCAGUAACAAAAGAAAUAGAUUCAGAUGGCAGAUAUGGUUUUGGCAAAAUUCAUUCAAUCUCCGCAAUGACGAUUUACGAGUGCAAAAGUCACGAAGAGUUGCGGCUCGAAGAUUACGAGUCGAAACAGGGAUCCAGUUUUCCAAUCCAGAAACCGGAAAAUACAGUUCGAAAUUCGAAUGUGUCACCUUUUGCACCUUUUAGUAAGAGCACCGGUUUUAGUUCAAGUAGUACAUUUAGCCCUUUUUCGUUCCAAUCCCCAUCGACCGGACUUUUUAGUACUAAGCCGACGCCUCUAUUAUGGUCGAAUCCGAGCACUUCAAGCUUUUGUUUUAGUUCAAAUAGUACAUUUAGCCCUUUUUCGUUCCAAUCCCCAUCGACCGGACAUUUUAGUACGAAGCCGACGCCUCUAUUAUGGUCGAAUCCGAGCACUUCAAGCUUUUCCGGAGGGCAAGGCACAAAAAUUAACGGGCUUAGUAGUGGAAACCAGCACAAUCAAGAAAGCGGAUUUGCAUCUCAUUAUUCUGCAACAAUGGAUGUUAGCGGUGAUUUUUUCGGGGCUAAUAAUAAAAUCGAGUCGAUUUCAGCGAUGCCGAUGUACACAGAUAAAAGUCACGAAGAGUUGAGGCUACAACAUUAUCAAUUACGUAACAAAGGUCCAAAUCCACAAGCCUUUGUUACUAGUAACAAUAAUAACAGUACAAUCUCCUCGGGAUUUUCAACGCUUUCCCCGCCUUUGAAUCCCCCGAAUAUCAGCCCGUUUUCUUCAUGUAUACCUCCACCUGCAGCCUCGCCAUUGAUAUUCUCUACCCCGUCAACUUCAUUAUCUUUUUGGCCCAAGAAUUCGUCACAGCCCGGUCAAACUACUGAAAAACCGGGACCCGGUUCUACUAAUAUUAGCCCGAUGAGUCAGCCAUUACCACAAGUCUCGCCGUCAAUAUUCUCUACCCCAGCAACAACAUCAGUAGGUAUUUGGCCGAAGGCACCACAAUUACCCGGACAAACUGAUGGAAAAACGGGACCCCAUUUUACGAAUAAUAGCCCGAUGAGUCAGCCAUCACAAGCUUCGAACUCCUCGACAGUGUUGGCGGAGGUUGCAAUUAAUCAGAAUAUAAAUGCACAACCACAGUAUGUUCCUUGUUCAAGCAGUACUGUGGGCAUCCAGUCGGUGAGUCCUCUUGGCAUACGAUAUGCGCCGAUACAACAUGGAACAACAUCUACCGUUCAAGUUUCACAGAAAACUCCUCCGCUAUCUAUCCGACACGUGUCGUCAAGGCACAGCAGGCUGCCUGAUCGAGGACAUAGUCGUGCUCGAAGCACUGAGCCUAAUAAGGUUCCAUUUUUCCGUAAUGAAGAAAAUAUUAGACCUCCUUUUCCGAUUGAUCCUUUCCUGCCACGAGAGAAUCCGAGAGCCUGUUUUAUCAACUCACACAGAAUAUUCCGAAGCACCACAAUAUCCGACGGCAGUCCAUCCAAAUCUCGUAUCGGAAAAGAUUGUGAAGACAAAGCUUGUCGUAGCGGUUCCUUCAAACUCAACGUUGACGAAGAAGAAGAAGAUGACGCAGAAGCAUAUGAAAAACUCGAGGCCGAUGUUUUAGCACUAAUGCCAAACCUACCAAACGGUGAUUACUACACGGAACCUUCUAUAAAGGAUCUGGCAGCAAAGGAAAUAUCCGAACCGGGAUUCUGCAGCCGAGUGAACGAUUUUGUAGUGGGGAGAAAAGGGUACGGAAGCAUCAAAUUUCUUGGAGAAACCGAUAUCCGAAUUCUCGAUAUUGAAUCUGUUAUCUGUUUCAAUAACCGAGAAGUGCUUGUUUAUCCGGACGCUAGUAAAAUGCCGCCAGCUGGCAAAAGCCUGAACAAGCCAGCAGAGAUUACUCUAAUGAAUGUGAAAUGCAUUAGUAAAAAGACGGGAAAGGAGUACGUUGACGGUGCUGAGGCUCGAAGUUACGAAGAGAUGCUUAGAAAGAAGACCUCGAAAUAUGGAGCUGAGUUUGUUUCGUUUGAUCCAGUUUUAGGGGAGUGGAAAUUUAGGGUUCAACACUUUUAGUUAGCCUUUUUUAUUUUUUUUUGAUUCAGUCUUAGGAAUUUUAGUUUGUGAAUUUCCACUUUUAGAGGCUUUAGUUAGCAAAGUGUUGCGAUGUUUAUAAAGAAAACCUUUUUUGUCUUUGACUAUAUAUACUAAUGUUGUACAUCCUCUUCAUUUUCUAGUAGUAAUUUUACUUGUUUGGUCUUAAA
Erythranthe guttata (spotted monkey flower) is the source of this 2520-nucleotide messenger RNA. RefSeq lists its product as uncharacterized. Gene Ontology annotation, molecular function: structural constituent of nuclear pore; RNA binding. Gene Ontology annotation, cellular component: nuclear pore; nuclear pore cytoplasmic filaments. The record is from RefSeq and is a predicted model, not a curated record. Gene Ontology annotation, biological process: protein import into nucleus; telomere tethering at nuclear periphery; post-transcriptional tethering of RNA polymerase II gene DNA at nuclear periphery. NCBI's taxonomy places the organism in Eukaryota, Viridiplantae, Streptophyta, Magnoliopsida, Lamiales, Phrymaceae.